Molecule: messenger RNA, 1737 nt
Organism: Mandrillus leucophaeus (drill)
Lineage: Eukaryota; Metazoa; Chordata; Mammalia; Primates; Cercopithecidae
Gene: CARS2
Product: cysteinyl-tRNA synthetase 2, mitochondrial (putative)
Exons: 15
Biological process (GO): cysteinyl-tRNA aminoacylation
Cellular component (GO): cytoplasm
Molecular function (GO): ATP binding; cysteine-tRNA ligase activity
Source: RefSeq, a predicted model, not a curated record
AUGCUGAGGACUCGUGGCUGAGGCCUGGGCGCCCUGCUGCUCCAGGCCGCGCUGGAGCCCACGGGCCGGGAGACGGGCGUGCAGGUGUACAACAGCCUCACUGGAAGGAAGGAACCCCUAAUCGUGGCGCACACCGAAGCCGCCUCCUGGUAUAGCUGCGGACCAACUGUAUAUGAUCAUGCGCACCUUGGCCAUGCUUGCUCGUAUGUUAGAUUUGAUAUCAUUCGAAGGAUCCUAACCAAGGUUUUUGGAUGCAACAUAGUCAUGGUGAUGGGUAUUACAGAUGUAGAUGAUAAAAUCAUCAAAAGAGCCAAUGAGAUGAAUAUUUCCCCCGCUUCCCUCGCCAGUCUUUAUGAGGAAGACUUCAAGCAGGACAUGGCAGCCCUGAAGGUUCUCCCACCCACGGUGUACUUGAGGGUAACCGAAAAUAUUCCUCAGAUAAUUUCUUUCAUUGAAGGAAUCAUUGCUCGUGGGCACGCUUAUUCAACAGCAAAAGGCAAUGUCUACUUCGAUCUGAAGUCUAGAGGAGACAAGUAUGGCAAACUGGUCGGCGUGGUCCCUGGUCCAGUUGGAGAGCCAGCGGACUCUGACAAGCGUCAUGCCAGUGACUUUGCCCUGUGGAAGGCGGCCAAACCCCAGGAGGUGUUCUGGGCCUCUCCCUGGGGACCCGGGAGGCCGGGCUGGCACAUCGAGUGCUCUGCCAUCGCUAGUAUGGUAUUUGGAAGUCAACUGGAUAUCCAUUCAGGUGGGAUAGAUUUAGCUUUUCCACAUCAUGAAAACGAAAUUGCACAGUGUGAAGUCUUUCAUCAGUGUGAGCAGUGGGGAAAUUAUUUUCUGCAUUCUGGGCAUUUGCACGUGAAAGGCAAAGAAGAAAAAAUGUCCAAAUCGUUAAAAAACUACAUUACUAUUAAGGACUUUCUGAAGACCUUUUCCCCUGACGUCUUCCGGUUCUUCUGCCUGCGGAGCAGCUACCGCUCAGCCAUCGACUACAGCGACAGCGCCAUGCUCCAAGCCCAGCAGCAGCUCCUGGCGCUGGGCUCUUUCCUGGAGGACGCACGUGCCUACAUGAAGGGGCAGAUGGCCUGCGGCUCUGUCAGAGAAGUGAUGCUGUGGGAGAGGCUCGCCAGCACCAAGAGGGCCGUGAAGGAGGCCCUGGCAGAUGACUUUGACACACCCAGGGUAGUUGAUGCCAUCCUGGGCCUUGCGCGCCACGGGAACGGACAGCUCAGGGCGACCUCGAAGGAACCUGGAGUGCCGAGAAGUCCUGCUGUGUUUGGUGCCAUCAUCUCUUACUUUGAACAGUUUUUUGAAACUGUUGGAAUUUCUCUGGGCAAUCAACAGUGUGUUUCAGGAGACGGCAGCGAGGUCACCUUGCGUGGUGUGGUGGAGGAGCUGGUGCGGUUCCGGCAGAAGGUCCGGCAGUUUGCGCUGGCCAAGGCCACGGGGGAGGCCCGACGGCAGCAGCUCCUAGAGAGGCAGCCCCUGCUGGAGGCAUGUGACACCCUGCGCCAGGACCUGACUGCCCAUGGCAUCAGCAUCAAGGACAGAAACAGUACAACGUCCACGUGGGAACUGCUGGAUCAAAGGACAAAAGACCAAAAACCAGUGGGCUGAGGAGGCAGCACAGCCAUGAACCUGCUCACGACAAGAUGCACCUGUGCUUUAUGUUAAAGGCUUUAUGUUAAAGCUUCCUGUCGGGGCUGCUAGAUCAGCAUUAAAGUAAGGCAACCAACAGUG